AGGUCCCCAAUGUGCCAGACCUGUGAGCACAGCAGCUGGUAAAGACAAAAAGACCAACAACUUGAAAAAAUGGUUGAGUGGACUGAUUUCGAGCGUACCACCAUUCAGGAGAUUUUCUCCAAAAUUGACGCUGGCGUUGUGGGGCCUGCUGCUUUUUCCAGGUGUCUGAUUGUCUACCCCUGGACUCAGAGGUACUUUGGCAGCUUUGGAAACCUCUACAAUGCUGCUGCUAUAACAUCAAACCCCAAAGUGGCAGCUCACGGAAAGGUUGUCAUUGGAGGUCUGGAGAAAGCCUUGAAGAACAUGGACGACAUCAAGACCACAUACAAAGACCUGAGCGUGCUCCACUCUGAUAAACUCCGUGUGGAUCCUGACAACUUCAAUCUCCUGGCAGACUGCCUGACCAUUGUGGUUGCUUCUCAAAUGGGUCAGGCUUUCACCCCUGAUGUCCAGGCAGCUUUUCAGAAGUUCAUAGCUGUGGUUGUGGCCUCCCUGAGGAAGCAGUACCACUAAAGAGCUUCAGCUGAAGACCCCGAGUGCUGAUCCUCGACAGACUAAUUGUUUUGAUCUAAAAAAAUAAAACAAUAAAAAUUUAAAUGCAUUCAA
Molecule: messenger RNA, 606 nt
Organism: Girardinichthys multiradiatus
Lineage: Eukaryota; Metazoa; Chordata; Actinopteri; Cyprinodontiformes; Goodeidae
Product: hemoglobin subunit beta-like
Exons: 3
Coding region: 70-513 (147 amino acids)
Biological process (GO): oxygen transport; hydrogen peroxide catabolic process
Cellular component (GO): haptoglobin-hemoglobin complex; hemoglobin complex; blood microparticle
Molecular function (GO): organic acid binding; oxygen carrier activity; oxygen binding
Source: RefSeq, a predicted model, not a curated record